UGUGUUACACAACUUCCACUGUACACCAAACGAAUUCCUAACGACUGGAAACAUCAGCAGCUAACGUGAUGUGUUCAAGGUAUUUUACCGGUAAACACGCAGUAAUACGAAGAUAUUAGUUUAAAACCGGAUUCAGCGUUACUUAAACGUUAAUUCCUUAACGUGUGUAUUGUCGGCAUGUUUUUGUAGAGAUUGACAAACUGCAGUUAAAGUUAAAAAGCAGCAUCACCCUGUCAGCCGUUUCAUAUUUCGAGAAAAUUAUUAUAUAAUUAUUAUACAUAAAAAACCCGCUCAGCAGGUGAGAGUAAAGUUAACUUGGUGUGUCGUUUGAUUUAAUUAAGUUAGUAGGUUUAAGUCGAGUAGCUUGUGGAGGGGUAAACAUGGCGAGCAGCAGCAGCAGCAGUAGUAGUGUGGACAUGGAUCCAGAUGUUGCUCGGAGACUGUUUGAGGAAGGAGCCACCCUGGUGCUGCUGGGUGUUCCUCAAGGCACAGAGUUUGGCAUAGACUGCAAGAGUUGGCAGGUGGGUCCUCGCUUCAGGGGCGUGAAGAUGAUCCCUCCAGGCCUGCACUUCAUCCACUACUCCUCUGUUAACUCACCGAGCUGUGGAGGACAGAUUGGCCCCAAGACAGGCCUUUUCCUCACUCUAAAACCCAAGGAGGUCGUACUGGGUAAUUGGGAUCCCAAAGAGGAAGAUCUGGACUUCUCCGCCUCCAAGAACGAAGAAGAGGUGAGCCGUAUCCGUGCAACCCUGCGAGAGCUGGAUCCUUACCUGGGGCCUUAUCCCUAUGAGGUGAUGAGGAAAUGGGUGUCCCUCACUGACCGCCUCAGUGAGGAGGUGGCCAAUAGCCUCCAGCCUCUUUCGGGUCGGAUUUGCGCCUUUGCUGACGUCGUUCCUGAGAUUGACUACAGACACACCAAAGACAGGGCAGAACAGCCGAGGAAUGACACAGCCUGCCAGAGCAUGAGAGAGGGACUGGACAGGCUCCCCAGGAUGAAGCAGAGGGAGGGGACAGAGGUGCGUUUCUCCAAAAUCCCCAAGAAGACCUACCCUGAUGGGGCAACACCGGCCCAGAUCACCCAGUGCAGCAUGGACCUGAGUUAUGCCCUGGAGACUGUGCUGGAGAAGAACCACAAGCAGCAGCCUCUCAACCUACUAGGUGAGCUGCAGUUUGCCUUUGUGUGUUUCCUGAUUGGAAACGUGUACGAGGGCUUUGAGCACUGGAAGAGCCUCCUGACUUUGCUGUGUCGCUCAGAGGAAGCCAUGCAGAAGCAUAAGGAACUCUACCUGGGGCUGAUCGCAGUGCUGUACCACCAGCUCGGGGAAAUACCUCCUGACUUCUUUGUUGACAUCGUGUCACAGAACAACUUCCUGACCUCCACACUGCAGGACUUCUUCCAGUUUGCCAGUGGACCUUGCGUCGACGGCACCCUGCGUAAGAGAGCAGAGAAGUUCAAAGCCCACCUCACCAAGAAGUUCCGCUGGGAUUUUGAUGCAGACUUGGAUGACUGUGCACCGGUGGUGGUGGAGCUACCUGAAGGUGUUACGGUGGACUGAAACUGCUUAACUGUGGACUCAGUGUACAAUGCAGGGACACAGAAGGAGAGCUGUGAAGUUCUUACCGCUGGGCACAGAGGUUCUCAGAAGGCUUGAGGAAACUGAAGUUGCAAUCCUUCAGAUAACCUCAUGCUCUUAGUUUCACUAACAAGAGUAGCUCUCCAGCAGAGAGGGCUGAGGUUGCAAAAUGUAGGUUGUACAAUUCAACCUGUUGUAAAGAAAACCAACAUGUUAUUUGUAAAUCUGAAGUGUCACAGUCAUGGCAGAGCUGCAGUGUAGUUGGAGAGUGAUGCCCUCUGGUGGUGAUAUUCACAAUUUCAUCUUUAAAAUCCAUCCCCUUGUAUUGUUGAAAAAUCAAUUUUAAGAGAUGCGCUGGCAGCAGUGAUGAACAGUGCCAAAUACAAACAUGUUGUCUCCUACCAUAUAGUUAUGUAGUUUUGUACUAUAGACCACAUCUAAAAUUAUAUAAAGUCUACAUAAGGCAUAAAGGUUUUUGCAAGGUGAAAUUAAAUGUAUAAAGUUUUGGGACUACACUUUAUGCAACUAAUAAAGUCACUAAAUACUGUAA
Amphiprion ocellaris (clown anemonefish) is the source of this 2124-nucleotide messenger RNA. RefSeq names its product AAR2 splicing factor (gene aar2). Gene Ontology annotation, biological process: spliceosomal tri-snRNP complex assembly. The coding region runs from base 381 to 1556 and encodes 391 amino acids. The record is from RefSeq and is a predicted model, not a curated record. The transcript has 3 exons. NCBI's taxonomy places the organism in Eukaryota, Metazoa, Chordata, Actinopteri, Pomacentridae.